AUGUCUCCACGAACCACUACCACUGUCACCGACACUGCCAGCGAAGACGACGUGUGGACUUCGGGCUAUCGCAGUUCUCCAGUUACCAUUAAAUAUCGAGACAUUUACAAUCUAAUGAACGUACACUCGCGUAACGAUCUCCACGGCAUUCGACGCACAAAAAUGAUGGGCAUAUGCUGUAGUAUAGCUGGAUAUGGCUCUACCAUCCUUGAACGACGACCCGUUCUCGGUUCAUCCGAUUCGGCAGGAAAAUGGGAUCCUCGAGAAGAAGCACAGAUUUACUGCGUCAGUCUUAUAUUCCUGGCCGAGCAGAGAUCCGUAUCCUGGAUUAUGACGACCGUCCUGUCCACAUUCAACGCUACUUUUCCUAAUCCUCGCUAUGCCCUUGAAUGGGUACACACAUUUGCCGAAUUUAUUUCUGAUUUUCUCAUCUCUAACACCCACUCAGCGCUUAUGCACUACUCCCCUCAAUCCCAACCAAAGGCCACCGAGGGCGACAUCUCUCUCAAGCAUAUUUGGCGAAUACCAGUAGUCACUAGAUUGCAGCAGAAAUUUCGACGGGCUCAUAAUGACGAUGCCAAUGUUGAGACGACAUCGUUGAAAGGAAGCAAUAUCGGAUAUGACGACCUAUCCUGCUCCACUAUGGAAACUUGCGAUGGCGAGGACCAACGGCGCAUCACAAAUCAUGAUUCUGAACGGCUACAUACUGUAAUAUUAGAACUGGCCGAAGGCGAGUUUAGUGGGGCGAGGAGUACGGGAAGAAAGAUCAUCGAGUAUCCAAACUUCACGGAUAAUGGGUCUGUUUUAAUGUAG
Desarmillaria tabescens is the source of this 813-nucleotide messenger RNA. RefSeq lists its product as uncharacterized. The transcript is spliced from 7 exons. The record is from RefSeq and is a predicted model, not a curated record. NCBI's taxonomy places the organism in Eukaryota, Fungi, Basidiomycota, Agaricomycetes, Agaricales, Physalacriaceae. Bases 1 to 813 code for a protein of 270 amino acids.